Molecule: messenger RNA, 1406 nt
Organism: Zootoca vivipara (common lizard)
Lineage: Eukaryota; Metazoa; Chordata; Lepidosauria; Squamata; Lacertidae
Gene: YIPF5
Product: Yip1 domain family member 5
Biological process (GO): regulation of ER to Golgi vesicle-mediated transport; endoplasmic reticulum to Golgi vesicle-mediated transport; vesicle fusion with Golgi apparatus
Cellular component (GO): trans-Golgi network; membrane
Source: RefSeq, a predicted model, not a curated record
UGCACUACGCAUGCCCCUGUCGAUCCGGAAGUGCUUCUCCUUGGGCGGCUGACACGUAGCGUCUGAACGAGCGGAGGGGUGAGGGGUCUUCGCGGGAGAGGGGUUGCGGUCGCCGGACGUGCGCGUAGCGAAGGGGGUCUGGUGCCCGGGCCUGAAGACAGAUUGCAAUGUCUGGGUUCGACAACUUCAAUACAGAUUUCUAUCAAACAAGUUACAGCAUUGAUGAUCAAGCACAGUCCUAUGGAGGAGACUAUGCAGGAGGAACAUACAACAAACAGUAUGCUGGCUAUGACUAUUCUCAGCAAGGUGAAUACGUCCCUCCAGAGAUGAUGCAGCCACAACAGCCUUACACUGGCCAGAUUUUUCAGCCAACGCAAACAUACACUCCAUCCUCCCCACAGUCUUUCUAUGGAAGCAAUUUUGAAGAUGAGCCACCCUUACUAGAAGAACUAGGAAUCAAUUUUGACCACAUCUGGCAGAAGACUCUUACAGUAUUGCACCCAUUAAAAGCAGCAGAUGGCAGCAUAAUGAAUGAAACUGAUAUGGCAGGGCCUAUGGUCUUCUGCCUAGCCUUUGGUGCCACAUUAUUGCUGGCUGGCAAAAUUCAGUUUGGCUAUGUGUAUGGGAUUAGUGCAAUCGGAUGCUUAGGAAUGUUCUGUCUCCUGAACUUAAUGAGCAUGACGGGCGUUUCGUUUGGCUGUGUUGCCAGUGUGCUAGGAUACUGUCUCCUUCCUAUGAUCAUACUUUCCAGCUUUGCAAUUGUAUUUUCUCUACAGGGUAUGAUGGGAGUUAUUCUUGCUGCUGGAAUUAUUGGAUGGUGUAGCUUUUCAGCUUCCAAAAUCUUCAUUUCAGCCUUGGCAAUGGAAGGACAACAACUUUUAGUAGCAUAUCCCUGUGCUUUAUUAUAUGGAGUCUUUGCCCUCAUUUCUGUGUUUUGAGCUGACUUAUCCUUAUUGUUGGACUUAAAUGGGCCAAACUGAAAAGCCUUCACUUUUGAGACACUUAAAACUGGGACCAGAAAACAGCUCUUAGUCACUAUCAUGCAAGGUUAAUGCUUGAAUUGUCGUCUGGAGCAACAAAAACAAACAAGCCUUUUGUGUUCCUUUUUAUAGGACUCUUGAAUACGAUUUUGAACUGUCCUGUAAUGUCUAUACCUUUAAUACAGGUUCAUGAUUAUACUGUUUAAAAUGUAACAUUUCUUUCCCAGUCCAACAGCCUCUGGCAAAAUAUUAUUAUUUUGAAAACUUUUGUAGUUCAGAAGUUUUUGUAGAUAAGAGGAAAUGAAACAGUUGCUUUCCCAUGGCAGCAUGCAACUACAAUCCUAAACAAAAGAUAUACAUUCCCUUUUUUUCUACCAGUUUAGCAAACUAGAAAACUAUCUCAAUAAAACCUAAUCGUGAAGCAAA